This is a messenger RNA of Aegilops tauschii subsp. strangulata, 1914 nucleotides long. NCBI's taxonomy places the organism in Eukaryota, Viridiplantae, Streptophyta, Magnoliopsida, Poales, Poaceae. The record is from RefSeq and is a predicted model, not a curated record.
GGUCUUGUUGACACCAUCGUUGCCGGCGAGUCACGCGGUGAUCGAAUUGGCAAGAGAAUCGUGCUUCCACGUACGUUUCCUGGUGGUGAUCGUGACAUGCAGCGGAGGUUGCUGGAUGCGAUGAGAUACCUGACAAAGAGAAACACCCCGUUCUGCAUGACCUGGUCGUCAAACACAUGCUGCACGGACCCUGUGAGAUACCUGACAAAGAGAAACACCCCAUUCUGCAUGACCUGGUUGUCAAACACAUGCUGCACGGACCCUGUGUCCAUCAGUGCUGCAGCUCUAGAUUCAUUGCCGAACAUGCAUACAAUUGCAUUUAAAGCUGGUGAAAAUCUAGAAGAUGUUGUCGCUCGACCAUCUUCAUCCAGGUCCAUGCUUACCGAGUACUUUGAGAUGAACCGGAGGAAUCCGCAAGCACAGAAAUUGUUGUACAGAGAGUUUCCAGAGCAUUAUAGAUGGAUAGCUGGAAAAAAGAAGUGGCAGAAGAGAAGAAAUAACAGAUCACAGAUUGGAAGACUUGUGUAUGCACACCCUGCUGAAGGAGAGAGGUACUACUUGCGUGUGCUGCUAAGUCAUGUUCGAGGUGCCACUUCUUUUGAUGAUUUAAAAACAGUAAAUGGCAACCUAUGCACUUCCUUCAGAGAGGCAUGUGAGCACUUAGGCCUCAUUGAGCACGACAAGACUCUUCAUGAUUGCAUGACAGAGGCAGCCACAUUUCAGAUGCCUUCUGCCCUAAGACGGUUGUUUGCAACUAUAUUGGUAUUUUGCGAGGCAACAGAAAUCCGACAAUUGUGGGAUAAACAUCUACCAUCAAUGUGUGAGGACUACAGUCGUAAUGAAUCCAAUGAGUCGGUACUUGAGCAGAUGGUCCUUCGAGAUAUUAGGGAUAUGUUGCAAUCCAUGGGAAAGGAUAUUAAGAGCUAUGGACUUCCGGAUCUGGUUGAGACCGAUGGUUCUUAUGACAGUGAAUACAGAGAGGUAACAGAGGAGAGGCAAAUCACCGCGGACACAAAACAUCUAGAUCUAUUUAGCAGUUUGAACCAUGAGCAGCUAGCUGGUUUCAAUGACAUAAUGGAUCAUGUGAUGAACAAAAAAAGCCAGAUAUUCUUUGUUGAUGGUCCAGGAGGAACUGGGAAGACGUACUUGUACAAGGCAUUGCUAGCAAAGGUGCGUUCCAUGGGCGAAAUCGCGAUCGCAACUGCUACAUCUGGUAUUGCAGCGUCGAUAAUGCCUGGAGGACGCACAGCACACUCCCGGUUCAAAAUUCCAAUCAAGCUCACUGACAACAAAUACCUACUAAGGAUAGGCAAUGGAACUGAAGAGACAAUUGGCGACGAUUAUGUCCGUCUCCCCGAGGACAUUGUCAUUGGCUAUACCGAGGAUGAAAAAGCUAUUAACAUGCUCAUCGAAGAUGUCUUCCCAUCUUUGCAGGCCAAUGCUAGAUCGAGAGAGUACAUGAGUGCACGUGCUAUUCUUUCAACCAAGAACGAUCAUGUCGAUGACCUGAAUGAAAAAAUGAUCUCCAGGUUUCCAGGCGAAGAAAAGUUAUACCAUAGUUUUGACUCAAUUGAGGAUGACUUGCAGAAUAAUUACACAAUUGAUUUUUUGAACUCAAUCACACCAAAUGGCUUGCCCCCGCAUGUUUUGAAAUUAAAGGUCAACUGUCCAGUCAUUCUGCUCCGGAACCUCGACCCUCAUAAUGGUCUAUGCAAUGGAACACGGCUUAUGAUCAGAGCCUUUCAGGAUAAUGCAAUCGAUGCGGAGAUUGUUGGUGGUCAGCAUGCUGGAAAGAGGGUGUUUAUACCUAGGAUCCCUAUGUCACCCUCGGAGGACAUCUCACUUCCUUUCGAACUUAAGAGAAAACAGUUCCCCAUCCGCCUGAGUUUUGCCAUGACAAUUAACAAGGCAUAG